Pezoporus occidentalis (night parrot) is the source of this 1163-nucleotide messenger RNA. It is a transcript of the gene VTCN1, whose product is annotated as V-set domain containing T cell activation inhibitor 1. The record is from RefSeq and is a predicted model, not a curated record. The transcript is spliced from 6 exons. Gene Ontology annotation, biological process: T cell receptor signaling pathway; regulation of cytokine production. The coding region runs from base 1 to 891 and encodes 296 amino acids. Gene Ontology annotation, cellular component: external side of plasma membrane. Gene Ontology annotation, molecular function: signaling receptor binding. NCBI's taxonomy places the organism in Eukaryota, Metazoa, Chordata, Aves, Psittaciformes, Psittacidae.
AUGGUCCCACCUUUGAUGCUUGAUUACAGUCAUUGUCAUUCUGGCUGUAGUGACUGUCCUGAUCAUCGGGUUUGGUGUCUCAGCCCCGGGGCUGGCGCACGACAGCCUCAGGGUGGUCUGGCCUUUCUCUGCCCUUCCCACCUCACCUUCCUCACACCACCUUGCUUUCCCCUUGCAGGACAGCGCUCCAUUCGUGUGACAGCUCUCCCAUCCCCGGGGAUCAUCGGCGAGCGCGGCGUCCUGGGCUGCGCUUUCCAGCCCGACAUCCGGCUGGGCAGCAUAGCGAUCCGGUGGGACAAGGCGGGAGCAGCCGGGCUGGUUCAUGAGUUCCGAGGUGGCCAGGACCAGCUGCAGGAGCAAGCUGCGCCGUUCCGGGGCCGCACGGCCCUGUUCACGGAGCAGGUGAUGGGCGGCAAUGCCUCCCUGGAGCUGCGGGAUGUGCGGCUCUCUGAUGCCGGCGUUUACCAGUGCUCCGUCACCACGGCCAGCGGGAGCGGGGCAGCGCUGCUGCGCUACAGGACAGGAGCCUUCAGCACCCCCAGGGUCCACGUGGAAAGCAGCAGCAGUGGGGACACGGUGCAAUGCGAAGCCCCGCGCUGGUUCCCUCAACCCACGGUGCGCUGGACAGCCUACAGCGAUGCUGGGGAGUACCUGCCUCACGUGUCCAACACCAGCUAUGAGCUGAACGCUGGAGGCAUCACUCUGAAAGUGGUUUCCUUUCUGCACAACAUCACUGCUAACACCACCUACACCUGCGUGAUUGAAAACAGCAUUGCCAAGGCUACAGGCGACAUCAAAGUGACAGAUUUCAACAUUACAAGGGUGACCAACUUGCAGCUGGUUAACCUGGACACAGAGUCAGUGUCCUCUUCCCUUCCAAGCUGUCACUAGAUGCUUCUGCUUCCCUUGUAUCUGCUGUUGACAUAAAGCCUCCAUGAAACAAUCAGAAACACAGCUGGAUGUGGAGAAGAGUUACAACAGCUUCCCUGACGGCAGGACACGCUUCAUGCUUUCUUCCCUCUUGGGCUGAGAACUUCAGGAGCUCCUCCCACUUCCAGAACAUGUAGUAGCACAAACAUGAAGUCAUCCACUUUCCCUUGUGUUAUUUCUUACCCAUGACAACAACAGAAUACUUUGACUUAGGAAAGAGAGCGAGGGAUGCG